This is a messenger RNA of Wallemia ichthyophaga EXF-994, 2463 nucleotides long. Its product is annotated as Endothelin-converting enzyme 2. Lineage: Eukaryota; Fungi; Basidiomycota; Wallemiomycetes; Wallemiales; Wallemiaceae. The record is from RefSeq and is a predicted model, not a curated record. Gene Ontology annotation, biological process: protein processing. Gene Ontology annotation, cellular component: plasma membrane. The transcript is spliced from 4 exons. Bases 1 to 2463 code for a protein of 820 amino acids. Gene Ontology annotation, molecular function: metalloendopeptidase activity.
AUGAACUCACAUUCAAAUUCAAGGAGGCAGUCAGGGAUACUUGAAAGGGAGCCACUACUGCUGAAUGGACGUCGUAAAGAGGAACUAGGGCCACCAAAGAAUAUUUCAAAGCUGAAUAGAAUCCUCAUCGCUGUCAUCGUUGGGCUCGUUGUAUUGAUGAGCGUUUUCGUUGGUUUAUUUGCAGGCGCUGAAGUUAAUUACAAGAGAGCGCAGGAAUCUAAAGAGACUGUCACUGUCAUACAACCUGGCAAACCACAACCCACGCAUCCUCCUAAGCGGCCAGAACAACCACCAUCAUCCAAUUUCUGCCUCACCAGAUCUUGCUUCAGAGCUGCAAAAGAUAUCCUCGAGUCUGUCGAUACUUCCAUCGAUCCAUGCGACUCUUUCUACGAUUACGCUAAUGGCGGCUGGCUUAAUUCUCACCCUAUCCCACCUUCAAAGAGCGUUUACUCCAUAUUCAACGAGCUCGGCGAUAGGAAUAUCCAAACUGUCAAAUCAGCAGUCUUUGAUAACGUCGGCACGCAAGAAUACUCUCCUCAAGACAAAGAAAACUUAAAAUCUAUCAAGACUCUCUACGACUCUUGCACUAACACUAAGGUUCAAGACAAGCUUGGCGCUGAGCCUAUCCUCGAUGUACUCGACGACUUCGAAUCUGUGAUCCAUCAAAGGCACAUGGUGAAGGGCGAUUAUCGCAAAACCAUGCUGACUCAUGCAACCGCCUUUUUACAAUCUAUGAACAUCGGCGGUUUGUUCUCUUUCUCACUGGAUGGCGACGUAGGCAAGGAUCCAAGCCGACAGGUACUUGUUCUAUCUCAAAGCGAUGCCUUAUCACUUCCCGACAAAGACUACUAUGAGGACUACGCCAAUGUAAACCUUAUCGCUGAAAUCACUUAUCAGAUAUUGGUUGCUGUUCACGAAAGAGAUUUUCACAGCAAGGGUAUCACGGAAAGCAAAAAGAGCAAAAAAAAUAAACAUCACAAACCUCCUAAGCUCCCAACACGCUACUUCAGGAGAAAAGCCAACGAUGUCGCUAGAUUUGAACAAGACCUCGCAAGAAUCUCUUGGAGCCAGGUUGACUCAGCUAACCCUCUCAAGACGUACAACCCCAAGACCAUAACUGAGCUCUCUGAGCUUGCUCCAUACGUAUAUUGGAAUGAAUUUUUUGCCCUGCAAGGUACAAGUGACGACGACUCUAUAGUAGAGCCAGUUAUCGUAGCAAACCCAAGCUACUUUGAGGAUUUAGCAAGUGUCCUUGAAGUCGACGAUGCCACGCUCGAAACUUACUUCCUCCUCAGAAUCGUUCUCAAUUUGGGCUCCUCACUUAGUCCAAAGACCCACAUGGCCAAGAUAGUUAAUGAUUUCACAGCGAAAAUGAGCGGCACCGACCCAAAGGCUGAGAAGGAUAUUGAUCUCGACUGCUUGAACGGAGUGGUCGAUCAAGUUGGUUUCUUAGCCGGCAGACCAUUUGUCCUCGAAGCUUUCCCAGGUGAGAGCAAGACUAAUUUUGAAGGAGUAGUAGAUGGGAUCAUCGAUGCGUUCAUCAAUCGCUUACCAAGUCUUGGAUGGUUGGAUAACAAGACAGUCGAUGCGGCAGCUAACAAAGCCAGAGUACUACACGACAACAAGAAGAUCGGAUACCCAACCGCCCAUCCAAAUACUUCAGACCCCACUGAUCUAGCCAGAUACUACGACAUGAACGAAAUCACUGAGGAUGAUUGGUUCGGCAACACUCUGAGAGCUAAAGAAGCUGACGCAGCCAGACUCUUCCAGAAAGCAGGUAAGGUCGCCGAAGGCGAAUGGGAUAUGUUUCCAACUGAAGUCAAUGCCUACUACCAGCCAUCAAAGAACGAGAUAGUUUUCCCAGCUGGGAUACUCCAGCCACCAUUCUUCAAGGCGGAUUGGCCGCAGGUUCUUAAUUACGGAUCAGCAGGCAGUGUAGCAGCGCACGAGCUGUGUCAUGCCUUUGACCAAGCUGGACGUCAGUACGAAGCAGACGGCAGACUAAUCUUCGAUGGUUCAUGGUGGAGUGACGAAACAGUCAAGGCAUUCGAAGAAAGAGCUGAGUGUAUCAUCAAUCAAUACAACCAGUUCACCGUACCAGGACCCGAUGGCAAGGACCUCAACGUUAACGGACGUUUCGUGAUUGGCGAGGCUAUAGGGGAUCUGGGAUUAGUGCAGGCAUACAACGCGUGGAAGCACGCAGAGGAGAUUGAAGAAUCUGCCAAACUUCCAGGACUCAAAUUUACCGACGAACAGUUAUUCUUUAUCUCGUUUGCUAGAGGCUGGGCGCGCAAGACACGCUUGGAAGAGAACCUCAAGCGUAUCAAGACGGAUCCGCACGCACCAACUAAAUGGAGAGUCGAUGGUACACUUCGCAACACACCUGAAUUCGCAAAGGCUUUCGGUUGCACCCAGGGGAGUAUCAUGAAUCCGCCAUUAGAGGAGCAGUGUAGAAUGUGGUAA